Messenger RNA from Tympanuchus pallidicinctus (lesser prairie-chicken), 553 nucleotides. RefSeq names its product mitogen-activated protein kinase kinase kinase kinase 1-like. The transcript is spliced from 7 exons. NCBI's taxonomy places the organism in Eukaryota, Metazoa, Chordata, Aves, Galliformes, Phasianidae. Gene Ontology annotation, biological process: protein phosphorylation. The annotation marks the transcript as partial. Gene Ontology annotation, molecular function: MAP kinase kinase kinase kinase activity; ATP binding. The record is from RefSeq and is a predicted model, not a curated record.
GGGGGGGGCUCAGCCAUGGACCCCCGGCUCCUCUGCAUCGCCGCCCGCGACCCCCAGGAAGACUUUGAGGUGCUGCAACGCCUUGGGGGGGGCACCUAUGGGGACGUCUUCAAGGCCCGCAGCAAAGCCACUGGCGAGCUGGCAGCUAUCAAGGUGGUCAAAAUGGAAGCAGAUGACGACUGCGCCACGAUCCAGCAGGAGAUCCUGAUGAUCCGCUCCUGCCAGCACCCCAACAUCGUCGCCUAUUUCGGCAGCUACAGCUGGUGCAACAAGCUGUGGAUCUGCAUGGAGCUGUGUGGUGGGGGCUCCCUGCAGGACAUCUACAACGUGACCGGACCCCUCUCAGAGCCACAGAUCGCAUAUGUGUGCAGGGAGACCCUGGAGGGGCUGUCCUACCUGCAUUGCCAGGGCAAAAUCCACCGUGAUAUCAAGGGAGCCAACAUCCUCAUCAACGACAGCGGGGAGGUGAAGCUGGGUGAGUGCUGGGGGAGCAGCGGGGGCACAAAAAAGGGGGCUGGGGGGGGAAACGAUGGAGCUUGGGGGGGGGGCAAAA